Messenger RNA from Halteromyces radiatus, 555 nucleotides. RefSeq lists its product as uncharacterized. The transcript has a single exon. The record is from RefSeq and is a predicted model, not a curated record. NCBI's taxonomy places the organism in Eukaryota, Fungi, Mucoromycota, Mucoromycetes, Mucorales, Cunninghamellaceae. The annotation marks the transcript as partial.
CAUGUUGAUCAAUGGACGGUCAUUGAACAAUGUCUAUUGUAUCACCAAACCAAUUUUAUUUAUUUUUUAUUUUUUGCCCCCCUUCCUCCUUUUCUCUGUCUCUUUUUUCUUCUUUUUGUGUCUCUAGUGUUUCUAUGUUUUGAUCCCUUUCCUCUCAUUUUCUUUUUAUACAUAUAUAUAUAUACACUUCAUAUAUCUUUAUUGGUUAAUCCUUCUCCUACCCAAAUACCCCUCCUCCUCCUCUUUCUUCAAUAGUUUUUUUUUUUUCUUCAUAGUCAUAUAUAGCAUUCUUAUCCAUGUGGAUUAUCUCACGUAUAGUAAGUAACUCAAUUCUUCUUUACAUAUAUAUAUAUAUUUUUCGACUUGUUAGUUGAACAUUGUUUAUUCUUUGGGAGUAUUUCUCCUUUUUUUUUAUCAUUUUUAUUAUUAAUAUUAUUACUAUUAUAUAUCAUUUAUACUAUAUUGUACUAAAAACAUACUUAGUUUGUAUCUAGUUCAUUCUUUUCAUAUAUAAAUAUAUGUUUGAUCUUAUUAUUCAACAAAGUUUACUCAUCA